CAGACAAAAUCUACAAAGAAAAGCACCGUCUACACUCAAAAUGUGCUGUCUACACUCAUUAAAUCGUUGAUCAUCAAGUUUGUUUUAAUGGAUGUAUGUUAUUCGAUGCCAAGAUGUUUAUCCUUUAGACUGCCUUUAUUGUAAGUUACCUCGUUUUAUGAAUCUGGAUUGUGUGUUGAAUGUCACUGGUGCUGAUCGCGAAGUUGACCUUGGAGUAUCAAAGCUCUACUCUUGUCCCCGUACAAACCAUAACUGUUGUUUCCAUUAGUGCUGCUUUGGCAAAUAAGCUGCAAAAUGAGGAUAUCCGUGAUUUGUUUGACUACAAGACUGAUUUCGAUCAAAAUGCACUAGACAAUCAAGGUAUUUACAAGGAUGUUUUUUCUGGUAGUGUGUAUCAACAGCACAGAUGCAACAACAUCAUCCAGUACAGCUCCAUCGUAAUCAACUUGUAUUUUGAUGAUUUUGUCAGCAAAAGUCAACAGAAGCCAUUGCAAAUGAUCAUUGCUACCAUUCCGAAUAUUGAUCCUAUGCACCGCUAUAUGUUAGAAACACAAUCACUUUGGGAUUGACACCAGGCCCAAAGAAGUUGAAAGAUGUUUGGUCUUUUUUGAAGGUUUAUAUCGACGAAUUAAACGAACUAUCACGUAAUGGUAUGAUUGUAAAGAAAGAUGGUAACGAAAUAUACAGUUGUCGCGUAUAUAUUCAUGAUUUGGGUGGUGAUUUGGGUGGUGAUUUGGUGAAGCUUGGUGAGCUCACAGGAAUUAUUCGUACUGCUGAAUUUGGGUGCAAGUUGUGCAAUGUACGUGGUGUUCACCUUCAAGGUAGCUCAUCUGGUGAACACUUCUUGUAUAAAGGUUAACUGAGAUCAAUGCAUGAGAUGGUCAAUGGCAACCCUGAUAUCAACAUGCCUGCUAUUCAUCCUCUAAUCAC
Molecule: messenger RNA, 930 nt
Organism: Gilbertella persicaria
Lineage: Eukaryota; Fungi; Mucoromycota; Mucoromycetes; Mucorales; Choanephoraceae
Exons: 2
Coding region: 180-569 (129 amino acids)
Source: RefSeq, a predicted model, not a curated record